UGUCAUUGCAAAUCGAAAGAGGAAGUGUAUUUAGAAACUUUAUCGUUUAAAAUGGCGUCGGGUGGAGAGGACACCUCCGAUGAAAUGUUUAAUUUCAAAUGUACUGUUUGUGCUAAAAGAAAUGGGAAUAAGAAAGCAGUGAAAUAUUGCGUGGAAUGUCAGGGCUAUUGUUGUCAGGCAUGUGUAGAUACUCAUGAGGUUUUUCCUACUUUAGUAACUCACAAUCUUUUAGACAGGGCAAGUUUAAAAUCGGCAAUCACGACUGAUCUACCAGAAAUACCAACACAAAGAUGUACCAUUCAUGAGACAAACCUGAUGAAUAUGUAUUGUGAAAACCACGACGUCGUUGGAUGUACAAUUUGUAUAACACAGGAACACAGGGCCUGUACCGACGUCCGCUCAAUACAAGAUGAAAUUGGUAAGCUUUUCAGACAAUCAGACUUUGAAAAAGUAUGUCAGAAUUUAAGAGGGAAGAAAUCGGGAAUCGAGAAAUCAAAGGAAGCAAAAAUCACGCUUCUUGACGAAUUGAGUAAGUCGAAGGACGAAGCAGUGAAAUCAAUACAAGAUUUCCGGAAAGAACUUGAACUUUGUCUGGAAAAACUAGAAGAGGAAUCAAUAAAAAAAGUGGAGAAAGAAUUUCACAGAGUUAAAUCGAUUUUAAAGAAUCAGAUGGUUAAAUUGGAAAAUGAAGUGGGUAGAUUAGAAGAAACUGCAAAAGAUGUCGAGAAGUCUGAAGGGAACAAAUCACAACAGUUCGUCUCAAUGAAAGCAGCACAGAAGCUUGUGGCUGAAGCAGAAGCAGAUUUUACCACGGUGGAUCCACCAGUUGAAGCAAAGAUAUCGCUUGUUAUAAACCAAAAUAUACGAGAUUAUCUAAAGCAACAACUGACUUUCGGUUCAGUUUCUCCUGCAACUUUAAAGCAAAAGCGAACAACCAUCUACACAAUUAAAGAUAUGAGGGAAAUGGAUAUUAGAACGCAGAAUGACACCCGCCAAGGAGAUAUACAUGGGUCUUGUUUAACAGAAGAAGGUUUACUCCUGUUAGCUGAUGAUGUCAAUAAGAAGCUGAAAGUUGUGGACAUUGUUAAAAUGUCAGUAGUUGACCAGUGUAACCUUCCUAGCAAUCCUUCAAGUGUUUGUUGUGCCAAACCACAUGAAGCAGUGGUCAGCUAUAAUAACAAAACCAUUCAGUUUAUUUCCCUUAACAACCCGAUUUCACCUAUGAAUCAGAUCAAGCUUGGUCAUUCGUGCUUUGGCCUGUGCUACUAUAGCAAUCGCUUGUAUAUGACUGACGGGCUUAAGUCGCUUUACAUACAUGACAUGGCGGGGACUCUACUGCAGACAGUAUCAAAAGACGAUUCCGGAACUGACUUAUUCGAAAACAGUCAGAUGAUAGCUCUCUCUGAUACCGGUGAUAAAAUAUUCGUAACUGACUGCAAGAAAGGAGUAGUUACUGUCGAUACACAAGGGAAGCAUAUUGAAACCUUCAGCGAUACAGAUGUAACCAAUGCUUCGGCAGUGUGCACAGACUACAAGGGAAAUCUAUUUGUGGGUGCCAAGGGGUCAGGUAAUGUGGUGCAAUUAUCUCAAAAUGGAAUGAAAAAUGUUGGUGUGGUCGUGAAAAAAUCAGAUGGAAUGCGAAAGUCAUUAUCCAUUUGUUUUGAUCCCAGACGAUGUACGUUGAUUGUUACUCAGUGUUAUAAUAACAAAGCAAAGUUCUUUGACUUGCAGUAGCCGGCUUGAAAUGCACAAAUGCUGGUGUUUGAGACGGAAUUAAUUUGUUAUUUUCCUCCAAAAUGUGUAUUUACAGUUCUUUCCAGCUGUGUCUUGGAAACUGAAGUCGAUAGACUCUGUAGGUAAUUGACUAUGGAAACGAAAACGACAAUAGCGUAAUAAUUUAGUCGACACACUUAAGAUAAGGGCAGGAGAACAGACUAGAAAAAAAAAAGAUUAAAUGUGUCAUAGGAAUAAGAACACGAGCUGUCACAGGAGAUAGCGCGUUCGACUAUUUCAAUGCUUGACAGUGAAACUGGGGUGAAACUGGGCACAUCUGAGGAAGCUGGAACUGUCACUGGAGUGUCUAAUAACUCCAAUGCGGAUGAAGAUAUUAGACAAUAGCAUAAGUCUGUGUCAGUUGUAUUUAGUAAUAACAGAGAUAGAAAAGUGUAUUUAAACAUAAGUUUAAGUUUUUAAAGUUAAGUAUAAAAGCGUAAUAACUCAUGGAAAAUUUCUGCUAAAGGACGGGAUAUGAUAAGAUAUGCGAAAUGGCCCCCUAAAUAAUUAGAAUAUGAAAACUCCAUAAUUGAAAUUUUAACUGUCUAAAACAAAAAAGAAGAUCAUAACCGUUAAAACUAUGGCUUUUAAAAACUUCAAAACCAAGUUAUUUGUACGACUCAGACCUUUAAAAUACUCGAGGUCCGUGACUUUUACCGUUUUUACACGCGAUUUACACACUACAUGCUCGAAUUUCAUUGUGAGCCGGAGCUGGUGUCAAGCUGAGGUUUUGCUGAGAAAAUAAGGUUACUAAAAUAUACAUUUUCAGAAAAAAAUCAGCUUGACACUCGGUCCGGCUCAUAUUGAAUUUCCACUUUUUUCGCAAUUUUUAGCCUCAUUUUUCUUUGAAGGAAACAGGAUAACGUGCUCAUCUCUAAGCAACCGAGCGCCAAACAGAUACGCGGGAGUUUUGUUCUAAUUAUGAAACUGAUAACCAAGAGUUGUUUUUAUAAGAAAAUUAAAUGUUUAGAGACGAGUUUUAUGCAAAAGUGUCAACUGAAAGUAGAUCUAGACAUUUUAAUGAUCAGUUACAUGUUUUAGAUCUACUUGAACUGUAUUUCGGGAUUAUAUUCAAGUUGAUUUUGUUUAAGCGACAUUUUAAAAGAAAGAAUAAAGUGUAAUUAAAAAGAAAAUUGUUAUUGUUUACAUAAAUGUUAUAGAGACAAGAAAGAUAACUCAUGCACACCGCAACUAGAAGACAUAUGAAGAUAGUUCUUUUAUGUAAAAAUUACAUGACGUAAUUUGUAUACAAGUCUCAGUGACGCAAUCGGUACGCACGACGGUUGAAAUGAAAUUUUAUGCCUAGUGUCAGUGGUAUGCGAGAUCGAUUCCCAACAAAUCCUAUAAAACUUUUUUUUCUAUCAAAUGUGUCAUAUCAUGUGGUUAAUAAUGUGAAACAACUAUUUUUAAGUUUGGAUCAAAUGUAUUUAGUAAUAACUUACAUAGAGCAAAAGUGCAUCACAACUGAAAUUUUAGUAAACAGAGGGGCUCAUAGCAUACUGGUGCCAACUUGAAUCAUAUGAUAUGGGUGAAAAUGUGGAACAACCAUUUCAAGUUUGAAUUAUAUCCAUUUAGUUACAACAGAGAUAUGGUGAAAAAAAGCAAAAUUAAACUGAAAUGCAAGGUAAAAAGGGGACACAAUUCACGAAAUAUCUGUGCCAGAGUUAUGAUUAGGACAAUAAUGUGGAAGAACUAGUUUAAAUUUAAUCAAAUUCAUUAAGUAAUAACAAGGAUAUAGUGAAAGUGCACCAACAUUAACCUGAAAUUCUAAGUAAAAAGGGCAUAAUUCAUGAAAUAUUGGUGCAAGAGUUAUGGCCCUUGUGUCAUAUAAUAUGGAUGAUGAUGCGGUACAACUACCUUAUGUUUAAAUCAAAUGGUUUGACAAUAACAGAUAUAGAGUGAAAACUUUAACCUGAAUUUGUACAUGAAAGGGGUCAUAAUUCAUGAAAUACUGGUGCCAGAGUUAUGAUCCUUGUGUAAAAUGAUGUGGUGAUCAUGUGGAACAAUUGUUUUAUGCUUAAGUCCUUUUUGUAAUUACAGAGAUAUAGUGAAAAUGCACCAAAAUUAACCUAAAAAUAUGAGUAAAAAGCAUAAUUUAUGAAACAUUGGUGCCAGAGUUGUGGACCUUGUGUCAUAGGAUGUGGGUGGUGAUUUGGAAUAACUAGUUUAAGGUUGAAUCAAAUCCAUUUAGUAAUAACUAAGAUAGAGUGCAAGUGCACCAAAACUUUAAUAUGAAAUUCUAAGUAAAAAGGGGGAAUUAUUCAUACUAUAUUGGUCUAGAGUUAGGAACGUUGUGCCAGAUGAUUUGGGUGAUGAUGAGGAAUAACUAUUUUCAUUUAGAAGCAAAUCCAUCAUGUAGUUAUACCCUUCUCAUGCUGGACACUUUGUGACCAGUGCAGAACAGUGCAGUCUGAUCAUGAUCUGCACUGUUCACUAUUCAGUCAGUAUCUUUUUGGUAUGCAUCCCUUUUAACAGCUAAUGCUACCGUCCAAAUUGAAAGUUGGACAAGUUCAUUACAGACAUUUAGCAGAGUAAGGGUUAAAUAACUGAGACCAGAUUUCUUUGUUCUUUCAUUUCCCAGAUUACUAAUGCUGAAUUUCUUUAAUAAAAUAAUAUAAUUUAAUUUUUGGAUUUUUUUUCUAAUAACACAUAAAUAAACAAACUUACAGGAAUUUCUUAUGUGUUGACAUAUUGUAUACAAACCAUUUAUAAAACUAGCCAUUUUUCAGUUAUUAAAACAUUGUGCUAUCUCUAUGUUGUGAAUAAAUAUAGAAAGAUUAAAUCAAUAUCCUAUGUCAAUUUUUGGAUUUUUUUCUGGUAUAAUUUUUCUCCUGGUUUUUAACAAUAUAUAAAAAAAACUCUGUCCUUUGGAGUUGUGUUCUUUGUUCAUGUCCUCUCUAAAUGCCCAGAAAAUUAGUUUGAAAGAAGAUGUUUACCAAAUUAGGGAAAUUAUUUCAAAUAAGUCACAUAAUA
Molecule: messenger RNA, 4746 nt
Organism: Mercenaria mercenaria
Lineage: Eukaryota; Metazoa; Mollusca; Bivalvia; Venerida; Veneridae
Exons: 2
Coding region: 52-1734 (560 amino acids)
Biological process (GO): positive regulation of DNA-templated transcription
Cellular component (GO): nucleoplasm; chromatin
Molecular function (GO): ubiquitin-protein transferase activity
Source: RefSeq, a predicted model, not a curated record